Molecule: messenger RNA, 1107 nt
Organism: Procambarus clarkii (red swamp crayfish)
Lineage: Eukaryota; Metazoa; Arthropoda; Malacostraca; Decapoda; Cambaridae
Source: RefSeq, a predicted model, not a curated record
AUGUGUCCGCCCACACAGCAUGGGAUGAUGGAGCAUCAUGUGUCCGACCACGCAGCAUGGGGUGAUGGAGCCUCAUGUGUCCAACCACGCAGCAUGGGUAGCUCCUCGGGUGAACAGGCAGGCGAGUGUGUGGGGUCAGGUGUGGAUGGCGAGUGUGUGGGGUCAGGUGUGGAUGGCGAGUGUGUGGGGUCAGGUGUGGAAGGCGAGUGUGUGGGGUCAGGUGUGGAUGGCGAGGGUGUGGGGUCAGGUGUGGAUGGCGGGUGUGUGGGGUCAGGUGUGGAUGGCGAGUGUGUGGGGUCAGGUGUGGAUGGCGAGCGUGUAGGGUUAGGUGUGGAUGGUGAGUAUGUGGGGUCAAGUGUGGAUGGCGAGUGUGUGGGGUCAGGUGUGGAUGGCGAGGGUGUGGGGUCAGGUGUGGAUGGCGAGGAUGUGGGAUCAGGUGUGGAUGGCGAGUGUGUGGGGUCAGGUAUGGAUGGCGAGGGUGUGGGGUCAGGUGUGGAUGGCGGGUGUGUGGGGUCAGGUGUGGAUGGCGAGUGUGUGGGGUCAGGUGUGGAUGGCGAGUGUGUGGGGUCAGGUGUGGAUGGCGAGUGUGUGGGGUCAGGUGUGGAUGGCGAGUGUGUGGGGUCAGGUGUGGAUGGCGAGUGUGUGGGGUCAGGUGUGGAUGGCGAGUGUGUGUUGGGUCAGGUGUGGAUGGCGAGGGUGUUGGGUCAGGUGUGGAUGGCGAGUGUGUGUUGGGUCAGGUGUGGAUGGCGAGUGUGUGUUGGGUCAGGUGUGGAUGGCGAGUGUGUGGGAUCAGGUGUGGAUGGCGAGGGUGUGGGGUCAGGUGUGGAUGGCGAGGGUGUUGGGUCAGGUGUGGAUGGCGAGUGUGUUGGGUCAGGUGUGGAUGGCGAGUGUGUGGGAUCAGGUGUGGAUGGCGAGGGUGUGGGGUCAGGUGUGGAUGGCGAGGGUGUAGGUCAGAAGGUGAAGUACGUGAAGGCGCCUGUGGAGGAGGAGAAGAUUGCUGACGUGGUCAAGGAACGCAGGGAGAUGGUCUAUAAGCUUGUAUUUACAUCUGAAGCCAACCCAUCAUCUUUCAAUACUAGUCAAAGUUGUACACGACCUCAUUUUUAA